This is a messenger RNA of Caenorhabditis briggsae, 456 nucleotides long. The coding region runs from base 1 to 456 and encodes 151 amino acids. The record is from RefSeq and is a predicted model, not a curated record. NCBI's taxonomy places the organism in Eukaryota, Metazoa, Nematoda, Chromadorea, Rhabditida, Rhabditidae. The transcript has 2 exons.
AUGAGUUUGAUUUCCAGUGCCUACAAGAAGAUAGAAUCCCAAAUCAAGAAGACGGAUGCUGAGAACCCAUUCUCAGAGAUUCUCGCCAACGAUCUCUCCCUUCCACAAGAGAAGGUCCACGCUCAAGCCGAUGUUUUCACCGAGCACGCCACAUGCAUUGCCAACAAGCUGAAGAAGUUGAUCCUUGUCGAGAGCCCAUUGGAAUCUAUCAAAUUCGGACUUAUCCUCUGGUCUUUGACAUACGUCGCCUCGUGGUUCUCUGGAUGCACUCUUGCUGUUCUCGCCCUUCUCGGAACCUUCUCCAUCCCAAAGGUGUACGAGGCCAACCAGGAAGCCAUCGACCCCCAUCUCGCCACCGUCUCCGGACACCUCAAGAACGUCCAGAACUUGAUCGAUGAGAAGCUUCCAUUCCUCCGCAGUGCUCCAGUCGCCGCCGAGGAGAAGAAGGAUCAGUAA